AUGUCAUUGGCUGGUCCAACAGAAACAAAUCUAGGUGGACAUUUCCGCGGCACGGCCAUCGAAAAUGGCAGGAGUUCCUCAAAAUGGGAGGGCAGCAGCCCAGGUGUUCCCAGGAACAGUGAUGCUUCUGACAAGAGUGUUGAUUACAGCAGAUCUCGGUGCUCCUGCAGAAGCCCAGACUCCCACUGCGAUUAUUCAGAAGACUUUCUGUCUGAGUUCUCAGAAACCACAGCUAGGAACAACUACUUAGAGAAGCCUACAGUAAAACAAAAGAAGGAGAAGAAGAAGUAUAAUGUUUCUAAAAUCUCCCAACCUAAAGGCCAGAAGGAAAUCUCGGUUGGAAAAAAGCGCAGCUGGAACUUACCAUUUCUCAACUCUCAUAUCAGUGUCGCUGCCCAGCGACGUGAUGCCAUGGCCCACCGCAUCCUGUCAGCGAGGCUUCAUAAGAUCAAAGAACUGAAGAAUGAGUUAGCUGAUCUGCACCACAAAGUAGAGGCCACAGUCAUAGAAAACCAAUUUCUGAAACAAGUCCAGCUUAAGCACUUGAAAGCUAUAGGAAAAUAUGAGAAUUCACAAAAUAAUCUACCUCAAAUUAUGGCCAAACAUCAGAACGAAGUGAAAAAUUUAAGACAGCUCCUCAGGAAAUCCCAGGGAAAGGAAAGAGCCGUGUCAAGGAAACUGAGAGAGACGGACGGUGAGCUGCUGAGGACAAAAGAUGCCUUGCAGGCCCUGCAGAAGAUUUCUGAAGACAAGAGUCUUGCAGAGAGGGAAGAGCUCACUCAGAGAUUGUCCAUUCUUACAGCAAAGAUGGAGGCAAACGACAAAAAGAUACAGAGCUUGGAGAAACAAUUGAGGCUGAACCAUAAAGCCUUUACUCGGCAGCUGACCUUUGAGAACCGGAAGACCUUAGCAGCUCAGGCUGCCACAAAGACUCUGCAGAUGGAAGUAAAACAUCUUCAACAAAAACUUAAGGAGAAGGAUCGAGAGCUCGAAAUUAGAAACAUCUAUACUAACCGGAUACUCAGAAAUUUACAUGACAAAGAAGAUUAUCCAAAAGUUUCUUCAACAAAGUCAGUACAAGCAGACAGGAAAAGUUUUCCAUUUACAAGUAUGCGACACCAGGAAACCCAAAAAUCGGAAGAUAUUCCAUCUUGGACAAGUAAGAGCAAAAAGACAACAGGAAACAAUGGUCAUAAAGAAAAAUCUAUUGAAAUAAUCCAUGCAAUUACUCCCUGUAUCAGCAAACUACCAAACCAAGAGGAUUCCAAGAGAAAAUAUGAAGACUUAUCCAAGGAAGAGCAAAAUUUGGAAGCACAACCGUCUCUGAAGAAUACUGGACAACAGAGAGAGAGAACAGAAAAUCAAGAAACGAAGGCCACUUUAGUGAAAGAAGAACAGGAACUACCACCAAAAAGAAUUCAAGUAAUCCAUCCCGAAGGGGAAGGUGGUCAGGAAGAUGAUACAGAAAAAGACAAGUUUAAAGGAAGUCCAGAAAUCAGCGACAUGGGUGAUAUGCCAGAUAAAAAUGCUGCUCCAAAUAUCAAAAUACCCUUCAGACAAAGAAAGCAUUAUUCAUUCACAGAAGCAAUCGAAAACCUGCAUCACGGGCUUCCUGCCUCAGGCGGGCUGGCCAAUGCUGGCAGCAUAAGACACACUCAUAGCACAGGCAAGCACCACAGUCACUCGGAAGAAAUGAAGCCGGAGCAUCCUCCCAUCGCCUACGAACCCUCCUUCGCUAAAUCUUCCAGAACAAACGCAAAAGACACAACUUUCAGGGAGAAGAAAAGCCAUCUAAUGGAGGAACUCUUUGGGUCAGGCUAUGUCUUAAAAAACAACCAAACAAGUACUACUGUUAUGAAAGAGCCUGAGGAGACUUUGCAGACUACGAAGAUGCAUCAUCUACCCGCUAGCCAGGCAUCCGCCAGCAAUGGUUUUGGAGAUUCUAGAGUAACCGUAGUAAAUUCUAUUAAGUCAUCUUCACCCACAGAAGGAAAGAGAAAGAUAAUUAUUUAA
Messenger RNA from Dama dama (fallow deer), 2013 nucleotides. It is a transcript of the gene LCA5L, whose product is annotated as lebercilin LCA5 like. The record is from RefSeq and is a predicted model, not a curated record. The transcript has 7 exons. The coding region runs from base 1 to 2013 and encodes 670 amino acids. Gene Ontology annotation, cellular component: axoneme. Gene Ontology annotation, biological process: intraciliary transport. Lineage: Eukaryota; Metazoa; Chordata; Mammalia; Artiodactyla; Cervidae.